Molecule: messenger RNA, 2693 nt
Organism: Cololabis saira (Pacific saury)
Lineage: Eukaryota; Metazoa; Chordata; Actinopteri; Beloniformes; Belonidae
Exons: 10
Coding region: 288-1937 (549 amino acids)
Source: RefSeq, a predicted model, not a curated record
GAAGCCGCUGCUGUUUCCGCUGUUUGUAGCUGCAGGCAGCUCUGCUGCUCAGGAACAAAGAUAUACAUGUACACACGGAUCUGGAGGAAACGUAACUAUUACCAAUAGUGUAGCUCUGUAACUGCUUCGAGGAGAAGGAGGUUUUCAACAACGUUUCAGUUCCACCUGCCUUGAGGAACUUCAGCAGAGUUGGAUCGAGUGAUGCUCAAGAUAAACAAUCAAGCUGCCCCUCUAACUUCUUGUGCACGUUGGUAAAUCUUUGAAGAACCAUCUGCAGCUCCUCUGACAUGGAUGUGAGCAUUGCAGUGUCGCUGAUUCGGGGCCAGAUGGGCACCGUAGUGGAGCGAGCAGUGAAUGUGGCGGUGGAGACGGUGCUGGCUGAGAUGCUCAAAGUAGUCGGAGCCAAAUUUGAGGAGCUGAAAUCUCAGGUGGUGCUGAUGAAAAGGGACCUUGUGACGCUGCAGAGAGAGAAGGCUCUAAAAGAGAAAGAGAACGACAACAUUCGAGCCAAAUUGCGCUACACCGAACUGAAGCUGAAGUACUACCGGCAAGGAGUGGAGGAGGAGCUGCAGCAGAGAGCCUCCUCAUCCACUCUAGUCCGCAUCCACCCGCCUAACUUCAGUCGAUCACAGAGGGCUGAGGCUGGCGCUUCCCCUACCAAGCCCUCCCCAUCAUGCUCAGCUCAGAGAACUGCUGGCGGAGCACCGACGAGGAGCAGCCAAGUCCCAGAAUGCACCUCUUCGCAGAGUGUGAGCGGGCCUGCAGUCAGAGUGCGCUGUCCUUCAGAUGUGGCUGACUCAGAGUUGUCUGACCUGGUCCUGCCCGUCACACUGGCUGUGAAGAAACCUGCUGAAUGUCAGGACAGCACAGUUCCCUUGUGUCAAACAGAGCGAGAUGCAGCUCACAGGAAGGAUGUGGAUCGGGAGGACAAGUGUGAGUGGACCACCGCUGUGCGUCCCAGCACAGAUGGCAUGAGCGCUGGAGUAGCCCCUCAUCCGACUGGCCUGACUCUAGAUGCAGGGCAUCAGCCAGCUGCAGCAUCACGGUCCCCAGAUGUCUCGGCUCAGCCGGACAGCUCCAAUCCGCCGCCUUCAGCUUUGGAGGUGAAGGUUGAGGUGCUGCAGCCGCAAGAGGAAGAGGAGGAGGUGAUCUGUAUCAAGGAGGAGCCGGAGGAGGAGCAGGAGGUGAUGGCCACCCUGCUCCUGGACUGUCGGGUGCAGCAGAGUCGUCUUCCAGAGGCAGAGCCUCAAAGGUUGGUCACAGAGUGGUCGAGACCUCUAGCAAGUCAGAUAAAUCCUAAUGCUGCCUUCAGCUCAGCAGGACCGAGCACCUAUGCCCUGCCUCAGCUGGCCUCCUUCCUGCCGUCCACGGCAGCCAACCCCCCCGGAGUCUCCCAGCGACAGGCGGCGCGGCCCUGGACCAAAGACCUGAGCAUUUACGAGGAAUUCAAACUGCGCAGGAACGAGCUCCGCAGGCGAAACCUGAACAGACGCAGAGAGCUGGAAAAAUCCCUCCCUCAACCGCUGCUGGCAGAUCUAGUGCGAGAGCGUCGGGAAAAGACCAGACUGAGGGUGGCCAGGUGGAGGGCAAAGAGGAAACUGCAGGCUUGUCUGAACCAGGCUCAGGCUCAUGGUGGCGUUGCAGGUCUCUCUCAAGCUGGUUUUCCUGCCAGCAGUCAGCCUCAGCAACUCAGAGUUCCUUGUGCCUCCAGCAACCAGCAUGGACAGAACCUGGUGGCCUCUCAGUCCAGCAGCUUCCUCAGCAACAUGUCUGCCAUGCUGCCCCUCAUGCCCUCGUCUUCUUCCUCCUCCGUGCUCCUGCUAGCUCCCAACAGGGCUCCACACGAGCACGCUGUAACGUCGUCCUCCUCCUCGUAUCCUCAGGUCAGCCUGUCGCAGCAGGGCAUCACGCUGACCGACCCCGACACGUUGCAGUGAACUCAACACAGAUCCAGCUCAUUGAGUGACAGAAGAGCUCACUGGAGCUUUAUUUAGCACACAACUUAACAUUUCAGUCCAUUUUCCUCCAAUUUACAAGCACUUUAUUCCCACAUUUAUGUCUUGACAAAAAAAAAAAAAAGCACCAUUUUUACUUUGCUGUGAAAAACAUGGACGUUAUCUUUUCUGUAUGUCUUCAGUAUCGAUGUUAUGAAGUUCCAUAUUUAAAAUAUUAAUCUGUAAAUAUGAUCUUCAGGGUUCACAUGGUUCAUUUUAAAGUGACAGGUCAGAGGCCCCAUCCAGUUACGUUGCUUUCUCUUUGUGGGAUUUCUUGCACCGUCACCUUCUUGCUGCCGUUUCAGGAGGGGGGAACCCACAGAUUCACCUCUUGAGAUGCUGUGUAUGAGUGAGUUUAAAACUCAGCACAUAUUUUGGGAUUUUACGAGCAGCUCAUCACAAACACAAUCAAUCCCACAUGCAGGAAUGCAACACAUCUGGAAGAAGAGAUGGCCAACCCUAAGCCCCUUCUUUGACUCUUGUGGAGUCGAAACAUGUUCAAGACUGACCAGUAACACGGAUGUGAAACGGGGCUCGUCAAGUUCUGCUCAGUUAUAACGACUGCAGUUAAGACUUUCAUCGUGUCAAUAACCUGAAACAAGUUUGUUUUUUGUUUCCAAAACUACACGUUACUGACUAUUGUAGCCUAUUUCCUUUUUUUGUCAACGAUUUCCAUUAAAAAAAAAAAUGUGAAAAGUG